AUGAAUAGCGGGGCCCCAGGGCCGCUGGCCGUGGGGAGAGUGAAAUUCUUCGGCCGGCACCGCGGGGAGGUCAACUCCUCCUCCUUCUCUCCGGAUGGCCAGAGGCUGCUGACAGCCUCUGAGGAUGGCUGUGUUUAUGGCUGGGAGACCCAGAGCGGGCGGCUGCUGUGGAGGCUGACUGGCCAUGCAGGCCCCGUGAAGUUCUGCCGCUUCUCCCCUGAUGGCCGCCUUUUUGCCACCACCUCCCAUGACUGUACCAUCCGGCUGUGGGAUGUAGCAGAAGCUAAGUGUCUGAGUGUCCUCAAGGGUCACCAGCAGAGUGUGGAGACGGUCAGCUUCAGCCCUGACGGAAAGCAGCUGGCAUCGGGUGGCUGGGACAGGCGGGUGAUGCUCUGGGAGGUGCAGUCUGGGCAGAUGCUGCGCCACUUGGGAGGGCACCGAGACUCCAUCCAGAGCAGUGACUUCGCACCCAGCUCAGACUCCCUGGCCACUGGCUCCUGGGACUCCACUAUCUGCAUCUGGGACCUCCGGAUGGGGACCCCAGUGACCUUCCACCAAGAGCUGGAGGGCCACAGUGGCAACAUCAGCUGCCUGUGCUACUCGGCAUCUGGCCUCCUGGCUUCUGGCUCCUGGGAUAAGACUAUCCACAUCUGGAAGCCCUCUACCAGAAGCCUGCUUGUUCAGCUCAAGGGCCAUGUUACCUGGGUGAAGAGCAUCGCUUUCUCCCCUGAUGGGUCACAGCUGGCCAGCGCUGGCUACUCCCACAUGGUCAAAGUCUGGGACUGCAACACAGGAAAAUGCAUUCAGACCCUGAAGGGAGUCCUGGAUGUGGCCCAUGCCUGUGCCUUCACCCCAGAUGGGAAACUCUUAGUGUCUGGAGCUGCUGACCAGGCAAGAUGCCAAGUCCACUGCUCGAUCAAAUCACCCAGAGCCUCUCGGAUAUAACAUCACAAUGGUUCUCAGAUCUCAAGCCCGUCU
This is a messenger RNA of Leptonychotes weddellii (Weddell seal), 978 nucleotides long. RefSeq names its product WD repeat domain 38 (gene WDR38). Gene Ontology annotation, cellular component: nucleus. Gene Ontology annotation, molecular function: protein binding. Lineage: Eukaryota; Metazoa; Chordata; Mammalia; Carnivora; Phocidae. The record is from RefSeq and is a predicted model, not a curated record.